Lates calcarifer (barramundi perch) is the source of this 2133-nucleotide messenger RNA. RefSeq names its product diphthamide biosynthesis 1 (gene dph1). Gene Ontology annotation, molecular function: 2-(3-amino-3-carboxypropyl)histidine synthase activity. The record is from RefSeq and is a predicted model, not a curated record. NCBI's taxonomy places the organism in Eukaryota, Metazoa, Chordata, Actinopteri, Centropomidae. Gene Ontology annotation, biological process: protein histidyl modification to diphthamide.
CCCCUUUUAGCUCCUCACAUGUUUCAUGCUUGGGAGAAAAAACAUGGCAGCGCCUUCGAGUGAAGUCCAGAUUGUUCCUGCCAAAAAGCCCACAGUCCGAGGACCACGGCGGGUAGCCAAUCAAAUUCCUGAUGAAAUCCUGCAAGACUCCGAGUUACAGGAGGCGAUCAAAGCCCUGCCUGCAAAUUACAACUUUGAGAUCCACAAGACAGUUUGGCGAGUGAGACAAGCCAAUGCUAAAAGAGUGGCUUUGCAGCUUCCAGAGGGCCUGCAGAUGUUUGCCUGUGUCAUCGCCGACAUCAUUGAGAGGUUCACAGAAGCAGAUACCAUUGUGAUGGGGGACGUGACAUACGGGGCCUGCUGUGUGGACGACUUCACUGCCCGAGCCCUGGGUGCUGAUUUCAUGGUGCACUAUGGACACAGCUGUCUCAUCCCCAUAGACUCCACGGCAGGUAUUAAGAUGCUGUAUGUGUUUGUGGAUAUCCAGAUGGACAAUGCACACUUCCUGGACACGGUCAAGUUCAACUUCCCCCCUGGACAAUCUCUGGCACUCGUCAGCACUAUUCAGUUUGUGGCAGCACUGCAGGCUGUGAGUGCAGCCCUCAAGCCAGAGUAUGACGUGCUGGUCCCACAGUGCCGACCUCUGUCACCAGGGGAAAUUUUGGGCUGCACCUCCCCUCGCUUGGACCGCCAUGUCAAUGCCAUAAUUUAUCUGGGAGAUGGAAGAUUUCAUCUGGAGUCAAUCAUGAUCGCCAACCCAGAUAUCCCUGCCUACAGAUAUGACCCCUACAGUAAGGUUUUCUCCAGAGAGUACUAUGACCACGAGGCCAUGCGCUCUUUAAGGCUUCAGGCUAUUGACAAGGCUCGUUCAGCCCAGAGAUGGGGCCUGAUCUUGGGCACGCUGGGCCGGCAGGGCAGCCCCAAAGUCCUGGAGCACCUGGAGUCAAGACUCCAGUCACUGGGCAAGGACUUCACUCGGGUGCUCCUGUCUGAGAUUUUCCCCAGCAAGCUGGAUCUUAUGUCCGAUAUAGAUGCGUGGGUGCAGAUUGCUUGUCCACGCCUUUCUAUCGAUUGGGGCACAGCCUUCUCCAAACCCCUGCUGUCUCCGUAUGAGGCAGCCGUGGCAUUACAGGAAGUAGGCUGGAAGGAAGUUUACCCCAUGGACUUCUACUCCAAUCAGAGCCUGGGGCCGUGGGCGCCGAACCACCCUGACAACCAACCUGUGCGGCCCACUCGCCGACAAGCCCAGAAGCCAGGCUCAGUGCCAGCUCUUCCUACCAAGCAGUGUGGGCAGACCCAGUGCGCCCCCUGUGGCUGUCAAGGGGAAUGACACAUCAUGACCAGCAUUGCCUUCCACUCGUCUGGUGCCUGCAAAUGCCUGCCCCCCUCUGUUUACGGCCGGAUGGAGGUCAGACCAGAGGAGGAGAGCGGCAGGUAUUUGUCCAGACAGUCUAUCAGCGAGCAGGGCUAAAGCCAGAGGAGCCCUCAGCCCCUCCUCAAAUGGAUUACCAGCCAUACAUAAUCCCUCAUCUUACAAUACAGGAAAUCAAACCAAAUUCAUCGCUCUUAUUCACAUAUUCUGUUAUGUGGUCUGAGCUCAAAUACAUGCGACAGAGAGAAUAGCUUUUUGUGUUUGAGCUCACACAUGUUUCAUGUGAGUCAGGUUUCUGCAUGAAAGCGCCACUCUCUGCCACGCUAAGAAAGGAAUUCUUCCCGCACGUGGGGGGGUUGGCGGGUGGGAGGGUGGGGGUGUGGGCCCUUCUGUAAUUCAAACACGGCUUUUGUGAUUGUGAGAGAGACAGAGCGCGCAAGAUGACCUUGAACACGUUGGAAUUGAAGUGUCUGUUAAUGUGGGUGGCUUCAGUCAAACGCAGCCCACUCGUCCUUGGAUACAGCACUGUAUGUCGCCGGACACUUCAAAUAAGUUUCCCCUCAUGGUACAUUUCAAAGACAGUCACCGACAUAUUGUAUGAAGCACUUUCUUUGAUGUACCGCAUGUGACUUUUCACAAGAGCACUCUACUGAAAUGUAGAUAGUAAAAGUGUAAUACAUUACGACACGACCUUGUUUCCUUUUCUUGCUUUUGUAGUAGAAUUCUGAAACAAUAAAUCAGGAAUGGUGGUGGUGAUGGAA